CAACACAAAUAAACACAAAUUGUAUAAUUCAAUUUCAUAUUCCGGUUCAAUCGGCUAGGGUUUUGCUUAAGGUUCAAAGUCAGCAGAACUUCUUUCUCCCUGAAGAUUUCGAUGGAUCCUUCAGCUCUUCAAUCCCCAGAAUUGCAGAAUUUUCUCAAUCAAGAGAAGGAAAGGGCCAUGAUCAAUGAAAUGGUUGGAAAGCUCACAAGUGCUUGCUGGGAUAAAUGUAUCACUGGAACACCUGGAAGCAAGUUCAGCUCCAGCGAAGCUAGCUGUUUAACCAACUGUGCACAACGCUAUAUGGAAUUGAGCAUGAUAAUUGUCAAACGUUUUCAGAACAUGCAGUGAAGAAAACGAUUAGCUGCAUAAUAUGCAAAUUUUCUCAUUGCUUUCUGCCAUUGAAAACUAAAAUGUACUUUUGUUUUAGGUGGUAGCAAUUACAAUUCUCAAUACAUUUGUUGCGACAAUUGAUGUUAGCAGAUGGCUAAUUUAUUAAGAGUCUAUUUAAAGUUAAUAACCUCUUUGAUUUUUUAUCA
Molecule: messenger RNA, 536 nt
Organism: Capsicum annuum
Lineage: Eukaryota; Viridiplantae; Streptophyta; Magnoliopsida; Solanales; Solanaceae
Product: mitochondrial import inner membrane translocase subunit TIM8
Exons: 2
Coding region: 112-348 (78 amino acids)
Source: RefSeq, a predicted model, not a curated record